AGCUUCUCGUCGCCUUCCUCAAGGAGAGGGAUCCCUCCGCGCUCACGCCCCGCCCCCUUUAGCCGGAUCUACUUUCCGUCCCGGUAACGAUUAACACCGUCAAUGAACUCUUUAAUUGAGCUCUGACAAAGGCGGACCCAGUUGUGCUUCCGCACAGCUAAUCGUUAACAAAAGAGAGGAUAUUGGCAGGCGCUUGGACCAAUCACAGAAGGACGCAGUAAGCGCGGGACGUUCGCGCAAAGGCAGAUCGGUUUCGGAGUUCCCGGGUGUGGUUGUUGACGUGACAGGACCUCAGGUGUCACUAGUUAAAGGCAUCCGCUGAAAGAGUGGGAGCAGAAGAUGGCCACUCUCAACCAGACCAACUGUAAUACAGCAGCCUUGGAGGAGGCCAAGCCCUCUCGUGGUCCAGGGAGCCCCCAUUCAGCUCCCGAGCCUCAGGACUGUGGUGGUUCCCUGCUCCUGACACCUCCAAAGGAGAUUCACUCAGAGGACGAAGAUCUUGCUCCAGCUGCCAGUGGUCCUGGCUGCAAUAGUAGGGGCUCCAAGACCGACGGUGCGGGUUGCUCAGUGGAAGCAGUGCUGGGCCGGAAGAAGCACCGUCGCCGGUCAUCCAAGCGCAAGCGACAUUGGAGGCCCUAUUUGGAGCUGAGCUGGGCAGAGAAGCAGCAGCGAGAUGAGAGGCAAGGUCAGAGGGCCUCCCGGGUGCGAGAGGAGAUGUUUGCCAAAGGCCAAGCCCUGGCGCCCUACAACACCACCCAGUUCCUGAUGAAUGACCGAGACCCCGAGGAACCUAACCUUGACAUGUCUCAUGGGGUGUCCCACCCAGGCACCAGUGGGGAGAGUGAGGCAGAGGAUAGUGAUGGGCAGGGCCAAGGUGAGUUCCAGCAGAGGGACUUCUCCGAGGCCUAUGAGCGGUACCACACCGAGAGCCUUCAGGGCCGCAGCAAGCAGGAGCUGGUGCAAGACUACCUGGAUCUAGAGCGGCGGCUUUCGCAGGCUGAGGAGGAGACUCGGAGGCUGCAGCAGCUGCAGGGCUGCCCCAGGGGCCAGGCCUAUCGCCAGGUGGAGGAGCUGGCCGCCGAGGUGGAGAGGCUGCGGACUGAGAACCAGCGGCUUCGACAGGAGAAUGAGAUGUGGAGCCGCGAGGGUAGCUGCUGGGAUGAGAAGCUGGGCUCUGAGGGGCCGGCUCAGCCAGGUGGGCCAAAAGACAAGGCCCCGUUUCAUGCCCACUCAGGCCACCAGGAGGCAGGUGACAGAUGAAAAUACUUAGCAUUCUCUGCGCCCUCUGAGAGAACAGCCAAGACAAGUCCAGACUUCCCACCUCGUCGCUUCUACAAUGGGUUCUUUGAUAUCAUCUUGCUUUUUAUAGAGAAAUUAAAUGGUCUUGUGAGACCCUCUGCGAGUGACAGGAA
This is a messenger RNA of Jaculus jaculus (lesser Egyptian jerboa), 1412 nucleotides long. It is a transcript of the gene Hexim2, whose product is annotated as HEXIM P-TEFb complex subunit 2. Gene Ontology annotation, biological process: negative regulation of transcription by RNA polymerase II; negative regulation of cyclin-dependent protein serine/threonine kinase activity. Gene Ontology annotation, molecular function: 7SK snRNA binding; cyclin-dependent protein serine/threonine kinase inhibitor activity. Bases 340 to 1260 code for a protein of 306 amino acids. The record is from RefSeq and is a predicted model, not a curated record. NCBI's taxonomy places the organism in Eukaryota, Metazoa, Chordata, Mammalia, Rodentia, Dipodidae. Gene Ontology annotation, cellular component: nucleoplasm; cytoplasm; nucleus. The transcript has 3 exons.